Molecule: messenger RNA, 766 nt
Organism: Amborella trichopoda
Lineage: Eukaryota; Viridiplantae; Streptophyta; Magnoliopsida; Amborellales; Amborellaceae
Gene: BLOS2
Product: biogenesis of lysosome organelles complex 1 subunit-like protein
Source: RefSeq, a predicted model, not a curated record
UAUCUUUGUAGAGAAUCCCAUAUAUUAUACUCUAAACAGUGAUCGCUGCGCAGCUGGUCCGGUCUCCAGGCUGUUGUUCUUUAUCCUUCAAGCGAUGAAGGCUUGGUUUUUUAACAAGAUUUAUUAGGGUUUUUAGUGAUCUCACUAGAGAGAGUUGUAUCUCUGUCAUAUUGUCUGAGGCAAUUGGGUUAGAGAGAGAGGCCUAGCUGUGUUAUAAGGCUGUGCGGUGAUUGGGGUUGUGAGAAGUAGGGCUUUGCAUUAAUGGCGGAAAACGAGUCAAACAAGGACGAACUUGCAGAGUCUGUGAACGAGCUCUUUGUGAAUGUCUCCACCAUGAUAAAAGGCGAGCUUCAGGGAACAAAUAACCUGCUAGAGCUUCUAGAGAAGAUGAACCUCAGAGUAGCAGAGGAAUACAACAGUUAUGGUGAUAUAGCUUCAGGCCUGAGGGUUUUUGUGGAGCAAUUGAAGGCCAAAAAUGAUAACUUCGAUGAAUAUGUGCAACAAAUAGAUGCAAUAGACCGGCAAGUGACUGAAUUUGAAGCUCUUGUUUCUAUGCUCGAUAAGUAUGUUUGCAUGUUAGAGUCCAAAGUCCAGUCUGCUUAUCGCAAUUUACCUCCUUGAUUAUCAUUGUUGUCUUAUUUGAGGAUAGUCCGUGUGUUAGUUUAUGCUGUGCAGAUGAGUUUCUUUUGGUUGAUUGUUUUAUCUGCCUCCUACUAAUUUUCAGCUAAUUUCAAGUCAAAAAAAAUAUUCUUGCCCCUUUCUGUCA